CCGACCAGUGGACAAAUGGACAGGAAAUGCAGAUGGCACCAUGGUCAUUCACAAGAUCCAAGGAACGACACAUUGAAUGCAUACCUACGUGCGCACAUUGAGGGCGCUGCGCAGCAUGCACUGAACACGAUCAUGGCUGAAGUUCUUGAAGUCACGACGGCGGGUAACCCUUCAAAAGGUGCUGAGGGGACAUCAGAAGAGACCUCAAAGAAUGCUACUCUGCUAGACAGCAUAUCGGACAGCGUUGUUGCCAAGCACUACAACGAGCGGCAGGAGGUGGGCCUGCAGGAACGCACCAAGAGCCGCAUCUUCUUCCUGCGUAACUUCAACAACUGGAUCAAGAGCAUCUGCAUCGCCGACGUCCUGCAGCGCCUGCGGACGAGGGACCCCCGGGCCGAGCUGACUGUCCUGGACCUGUGCUGUGGGAAGGGCGGCGACCUCCUGAAAUGGAAGAAGGGACAGAUCUCCAGACUGGUGUGCUCAGAUAUAGCUGAGAUGUCUUUGCAGCAGUGUGAGGAGCGAUACAAGGAGUUGGGAAAUCGGUCACACAAUCCCCACGAAAAAGUCACCUUCAGGGCAGAGUUCUACAAAGCUGACUUGUCCAAGGAAGUUUUGAGUGAAAUGUAUGAGGAUCCCAGUAUCCAGUUUCACCUCACCAGUUGCCAGUUCUCCUUCCAUUAUUCCUUUGAGAGCCAAGCCCAGGCCGAGACCAUGCUCCGCAAUGCCUGUGAGCGACUACGGCCAGGCGGGUACUUCAUCGGCACGGUACCCAACGGCUGCGAACUUGUACGAAGAUUACGGGCUUCAGAGGGCACCUGGUUUGGAAACGAUUUCUACAGUGUCAACUUUCACAGCAAAGACAAGUUUCCGUUGUUUGGAUGCCAAUAUGACUUCCACCUCGAUGGCGUGGUUGACUGCCCGGAAUUUCUUCUUUACUUUCCCUUGCUUGAAGAAAUGGCCAAAAGGCACCAGAUGGAACUUGUCUACUGCAAGACAUUUCACGAGUUCUUCCAAGAGCACUCGGGAGACCCAGAGAACAGUCAGCUCCUCAGCAGGAUGAAAUCUCUCGAGCAAUACCCGCCUGAUCGUGGCAACACACCAAGCAGUUCAACGGAUGGGGAUUAUUCACAUGCCGAAGAGCACUUCCAACGGCUUAAAGAACAGUCAGACAGACACAUCAAACUGGGUACUCUGUCAAAGUCAGAGUGGGAAGCCACCAGCCUGUACGUAGUGUUUGCUUUCAGGAAGGAGACAUCCCAAGAGUCAGCGACUGCCAUGACGUCUACCACAUGACAAUAAUAUUGUUAAAUGUUAAUAUCAGUUAUUUUUUCGAGGACGCUUUUGCAAGCAGCAUUGUUGCUGGAUACCAAACUCGAUAUGUUUUUUUCUCUCAAGAGGUAUUUUUCUCUAAGGAAAGAUUUUGCUUUAAAUUUGUUUUGUAAGUGACUGUCACUGGAUGGCACUACCUCCCCACGACCUCUCACUUGAGAAUUAUAUUUCCUGAGAACUGUCUGCCCACCUUUAGCUAUAAGAUCUGGAUUAUUUUUGCUAGGCAGUGCCCUGAAUCCAGAAAAAAAUUCAACACUGCUUAGUAAACCAAUGGUACCUGUUCAGACAUCACACCCCAUAGUGACUGGGCCUACUGCAAUCCUAAGUCCAUCAAAUCCACUAAAAACCAACAUUUUGGUUUUCACGGAUUUUGAUGGACUCUGAACUGUACAGCCCUGGCUCCAUUACAUUUCACAGUAUUUUUAAUAUGUCAGAGUUUAAGUAUAAGUGAGUAUGCCACUUGUUUGUUGCAGUGUGCUUAAUUUUGAAGGAUUUAGGAAGGUUUCUACCAAAUAUGCCUUGGGUAGAGUAUUUAUUAAGAUUUAUGUGGCAGUUAAAGCUUUAGGCAUUAGUCCAUCCAGGGCAUUUUACAUUUAUUCUAAGGGGGACUAUUGCUGUGUCUCACAGAGAACUUUUUACCUACGUCCGCUUGAAUUAGAAUUUUCCUUUUGAUCAUUUUUCUCUGCUGCCGAAAAUACUUGUUAAGUUUGAUUGUACAAUGCUCAAACUAAAUUAAUAUUGCCUUUAAUCACUGUUGUCGUUAUGAUCAUUACUUAAAGGUGAUGAUUAAGGUGGCAAGACAACGCCAUGUGCGCUUGUCAGAAUUACGAUGUAAUAACACAGUUCAUUAAAUAUGUGAAUGAUCAUAUAGUAGAUGUAUUUUCUUUGUACCAUUAAGUCACUGUGCUUACAAUAGGUGUCGUAGUAACAAACAUGAGUUACUUGUUAUCUGCAUUUCUUAUGCCGACAAAGUGUCACUUUUUUCAGUGAAAAAAGAUGCGCUUUUCGAAACUUUUUGAAAUAUGAAAAAGUCCAAACUCCGCCUCCCCAUGCUGUGCUUCAGUUCAGGACCUUGUGAUACAGAUCAGAAAUCAGUCAGGACAUUGACCGUGAAGUGAACUCAUUACAAAGAGUGUGUUGACUAGCUGUCAUAAUAAAUAAAAUACUGGACACAAACUGAGGAUUAACAAAUUA
Molecule: messenger RNA, 2523 nt
Organism: Acanthaster planci (crown-of-thorns starfish)
Lineage: Eukaryota; Metazoa; Echinodermata; Asteroidea; Valvatida; Acanthasteridae
Gene: rnmt
Product: RNA guanine-7 methyltransferase
Biological process (GO): 7-methylguanosine mRNA capping
Cellular component (GO): nucleus
Molecular function (GO): mRNA 5'-cap (guanine-N7-)-methyltransferase activity
Source: RefSeq, a predicted model, not a curated record